GCUAUAUCAUCAUUAUCGUCAUCGUCAUCGUUAUCAGUGGAUUAUGGCUCUGAUUCAGCAGUCUCCAAUUUCAUCGUCGUCGUCCUCCUUCUUUGGUUCCUUCCUCAGCAGCGGGCUCCUUUGCAGAGUUGCCGGCUCCAAGCCUCUGAAUCUCUGUACAAAUCCCAAGCCCUCCAAACGGUAUCGUGGCUGCAAAGCUUCGUGGCAAGAGCUUGCGGGAGUUCUAGUAUUCUCUGCAAUUCCUUUCACGGCGGUGAAAGCCAUUGCCAAUAGUCCUCUCGGAGAGUUGCUUCAGAGACGAUUGGAGGAGAGAAAGAAGACUGCCUUAGAAAAUUCUUCCAAAUUCAAGGCACUUGCUGCAAAGGCAAGAAAGGAUAGCUUGUGGUAUGGAGAGAAACGCCCCCGCUGGCUUGGUCCAAUUCCACAUGACUAUCCUUCAUAUCUGACUGGAGAACUACCUGGGGACUAUGGCUUUGAUGUUGCAGGUCUGAGCAGGGAUCCUGUGGCUUUGCAGAAAUACUUCAAUUUUGAGGUACUGCAUGCUCGUUGGGCGAUGCUUGCAGCGCUUGGAGCUCUGAUUCCUGAGCUAUUGGACCUUUUAGGAGCCUUUCAUUUCAUUGAACCAGUCUGGUGGCGAGUUGGCUAUUCAAAGCUUAAGGGUGACACGCUGGACUACCUUGGCAUCCCCGGGCUCCACUUAGCUGGAAGUCAAGGAGUUAUUGUCAUAGCCAUCUGCCAAGCCCUUCUGAUGGUUGGACCAGAAUAUGCAAGAUACUGCGGGAUAGAAGCCCUGGAACCCUUGGGAAUUUACUUGCCAGGGGACAUCAACUACCCGGGAGGCGCACUGUUCGACCCACUGAAUCUGUCGAAAGACCCGGUGGCGUUCGAGGAGCUGAAGGUGAAAGAGAUCAAGAAUGGGCGGCUGGCCAUGGUUGCGUGGCUGGGAUUCUAUGUGCAAGCUGCAGUAACGGGGAAAGGCCCCGUUCAAAACCUUGCCGAGCAUAUCUCGGAUCCUGUCCACAACAACCUGCUCUCUCUUUUCAAAUCCAUGUGACGAGCCUGCCUGCAUCUUUGGAAUCUGUCCGUAUUUGCAUGGCUCAUGCCAUGUUCGUCCAUGUGAACAUUGCUAAAUUGGCUAUCCCUAUUCCUGCUUGUUCAUUCUGUUGGCCUAUGCCUGGGGGGUAUUUUUACAUGCAACCAGGGAAUAUAUAUAUAUAUAUAUA
Messenger RNA from Diospyros lotus (date-plum), 1223 nucleotides. Its product is annotated as chlorophyll a-b binding protein 7, chloroplastic. The transcript has 6 exons. Gene Ontology annotation, cellular component: membrane. The record is from RefSeq and is a predicted model, not a curated record. The coding region runs from base 44 to 1054 and encodes 336 amino acids. Gene Ontology annotation, biological process: photosynthesis, light harvesting in photosystem I; response to light stimulus. NCBI's taxonomy places the organism in Eukaryota, Viridiplantae, Streptophyta, Magnoliopsida, Ericales, Ebenaceae.